Messenger RNA from Lactuca saligna, 3661 nucleotides. The record is from the annotation of a GenBank genome assembly. Lineage: Eukaryota; Viridiplantae; Streptophyta; Magnoliopsida; Asterales; Asteraceae.
CAUCCCCAUUUGCCAAUUCUCUAUUCAUUUGGUCUUGGAAACUUCUCAAACAACUAGCAUAAUGACUCGUUCCAAAUAUCCAAUUUAAAAACGCCAAAUAUCACUCGUUGCUGCUUUGAUUCAUUCUCGAUUGUUUCAUAACUGUUUCCUUUGCCUUUUGAGUUUUGAUCCUUAUUCUUCUUGCCCCCCUGGAUAUCAUCGAUCUGAUGAUCUCUUGAAAAGGCUUUGUCUCUUUUAGUAAAAUUCGAUUAGGAUUUGAAUCUUUUGUUGAAUUUCGUAUCGGAUUUCGGAAAUCGAGCCGAAAACAUAGCAUUCUUGGUUAGAGAUUAUGGAUUUGGAUAAUAUAGAGUGUGUAUCAUCUUCCAAUAGAGUAGAAGGUGCAGAGAUCCAAAAUUUCGGUCCGAAGCCUCGUAAUAACACGGGAUUGCCUCCUGCUACAAGUGUUCAUGAACUGUUGGAGUGCCCAGUUUGCACCGGUUCAAUGUACCCUCCAAUUCAUCAGUGUUUGAAUGGGCACACAUUAUGCUCGACCUGUAAAACACAAGUGCACAACCGAUGCCCAACUUGCAGACAAGAACUGGGAGAUAUCAGAUGUUUAGCGUUGGAGAAAGUUGCAGAAUCUCUUGAACUCCCAUGCAGAUAUUACUCAUUAGGAUGCCCAGAAACAUUCCCGUAUUACAGUAAGCUGAAACACGAAAUGUCAUGCAACUUCAGACCUUAUAACUGCCCAUACGCUGGAUCAGAAUGCUCAGUCACGGGUGACAUUCCCUUUCUUGUAUCACAUCUGAGAGACGACCAUAAAGUAGACAUGCACACAGGCUGUACCUUUAACCAUCGUUAUGUUAAAUCUAACCCACGUGAAGUUGAAAACGCCACCUGGAUGCUGACUGUGUUCAAUUGUUUUGGAGAGUAUUUCUGUCUGCAUUUUGAAGCGUUUCAGUUGGGAGUGGCGCCUGUGUACAUGGCGUUUGUGCGGUUUAUGGGUGAUGAGGUGGCGGCUCGAAACUACAGCUACAGUUUAGAGGUUGGAGGGAAUGGAAGGAAGCUGAUUUGGGAAGGAACACCGAGGAGCAUAAGAGAUAGUCAUAGGAAGGUGAAGGACAGUCAUGAUGGGCUCAUAAUACAGAGAAACAUGGCACUUUUUUUCUCAGAACUCCAAAAGUCCAACGAUCAUGGCCCCUGCUCGUCAGUCGUCCCGCUCGAACCCUCGCUCCAUCCUUCGCCAAUCACCAGUUCGCUGAUCAGUGAUUACCGCUCGUCCCGCUCACCGCUGGAAUCAAUCAGGAGUUGUGGCUGGCUUCUUCUGCAGAGUCAUAUAUCUAAUGAAGGUCAAUUUGAUCACUUAUUUCUGAUGCAAUCGGGUGAAAACAAGAAGUUGAAAUACUCCAAUUUUGCAUGCAAGAUGCCUCAGCCAGACAGUGUUGAUGAACAGAUUCCUUUUUCAAUUGAGAAGAUAGUGCAGUACCCAUUACCCGGUUACGGUUCUCCAACUUCAGUUAAUUUUAGUCCUGAUGAUAAUCUUAUAUCUUACUUGUAUAGUCCGGAUCAAACCUUAAACAGAAAAGUCUUCAUCUUUGAUCUGACAACCUGUAAGCAAGAAGUGUUUUUUAGCCCACCGGAUGGUGGUCUUGAUGAAGAUAAUCUAUCAGAAGAAGAGAAGUUUAGAAGGGAAAGAUCAAGAGAGCGUGGUUUGGGGGUGACACGCUAUGAAUGGGUGAAAACAAGCUCCAAGAAGACCACAAUCAUGGUGCCUUUGCCUGCUGGGAUAUAUUUCAUGGAUCGUUCUUUACAACCACAGCUGAAGCUUCCCAGUGAUACCUCUCCCAUUGUUGAUCCACAUCUUUCUCCGGAUGGUACUAUGCUUGCUUAUGUAAGAAACCAUGAACUACACGCAUUAGAUCUUUUGUACAACAGGUCCAAACGCUUGACAUCCGGCGCUAAUGGGACCACCAAGACGCAUGCUGUAGCUGAGUAUAUCGCACAGGAAGAGAUGGAUCGAAGGAAUGGUUACUGGUGGUCCCCAGACAGCAAAUGCAUAGCUUUUACGGAGGUGGAUUCAUCUGAAAUACCUGUUUACAGAAUCAUGCACCAGGGUAAGACCACAACCGGCUCAGAGGCUCAAGAAGAACACGCCUACCCUUUUGCGGGGGCCACAAAUGUGAAGGUCCGUCUUGGUGUUGUCCCUGUUAUUGGUGGGGCCGUCACCUGGAUGGAUCUUUGCUGCGGUGGGAGUGGGACCGAUGGCGUAGACGAGUAUUUAGCCAGAGUCAACUGGAUGCAUGGAAAUGCCCUGAUCGCCCAAGUGUUAAACAGGUCUCAUUCCAAACUUAAGCUCCUCAAGUUUGACAUCAAAACAGGCAAAGGAAAAUGCAUCUUUGUUGAAGAACACGACAAGUGGAUCAAUCUGCAUGAUUGCUUCACACCUUUGGAUAAAGGCGGCGGGUUUUUAUGGGCCAGUGAAAAAACCGGAUAUCGACAUGUUUAUCUGCAUGAUGAAAAGGGUGUGUGUGUGGGACCCAUAACGCAAGGUGAAUGGAUGGUUGAACAGAUUGUGGGGGUGAAUGAAGCCUCUGGGUUCAUAUAUUUCACCGGAACAUUAGACGGGCCUCUCGAGUGUCAUCUUUAUCGUGCUAAACUGUCUCUUCCAGUAAAUCCAUUAGAAGGGCCUGUGAAGCUGACACCUGGCAAGGGAAAACACAUUGUGGUGCUUGAUCAUCAGAUGCAGAAAUUUGUAGAUAUUCAUGAGUCUCUGGAUUCGCCUCCUAGAGUGUCGCUCUGCUCGUUGCAUGAUGGAUCCCUGAUUAGGUGUCUGUACGAGCAACAAGCGGCUACAAUCCCAAGAGUGAAGAAAUUACAGAUCGACCCUCCAAAGAUGUUUGAAAUCCAAGCGAAAGACGGGACGCUUCUUUACGGGGCUUUAUAUAAACCGGAUGAAGCAAAAUUCGGACCUCCGCCUUACAAAACCAUGAUUGCUGUGUAUGGUGGUCCGGGUGUACAGCUUGUGAGCGAUUCGUGGGCCAACACUGUUGAUAUGAGAGCUCAGUUUCUUAGAAGUAAAGGCAUCCUAGUAUGGAAGAUGGAUAACAGGGGCAGCUUGAGGCGAGGGCUGGAGUUUGAAGGUGCAGUGAAGUACAAUUUUGGGCGUUAUGACGCGGAGGACCAGGUGGCGGGAGCGGAAUGGCUGAUAAAAGAAGGGCUGGCGAAAGCGGAGCACAUUGGGUUGUACGGGUGGAGCUACGGAGGAUACCUGUCGGCCAUGGCACUGUGUCGGUUUCCAGAGAUGUUCAGGUGUGGGGUUGCUGGUGCACCGGUGAGCUCAUGGGACGGGUAUGAUUCGUUUUACACAGAGAAGUAUAUGGGUAUGCCCGAUGAAAACAAAUCGGGUUAUUGGUUCGGGUCGGUGAUGAACCAUGUGGGCAAGAUGAAAGGGAAGCUGCUGUUGGUUCACGGGCUGAUUGAUGAGAAUGUUCAUUUCAGGCAUACCGCCCGCCUUUUGAAUGCCUUGGUGGCUGCUCGCAAGCCGUACGAGCUGUUGCUGUUCCCGGAUGCACGCCAUAUGCCUCGCCCUCUCAAGGAUCGCCUUUACAUGGAACAAAGAAUUUGGGACUUCAUUCAAACCGCAUUAUGAAAUACUUGGUUUUUUUUUUUUUUUUUUUUCUUU